AUGUCCGCAAAACUGCACGUAGCUCUCGCGCUCUUCAGCUUGAUCUUCAUCACCUUGGAAGCGGCAAACACGAGGAGUGAAGCGAAUAUCGGAAGAGGACUGUUCACGAGGUUCGGGAAUUAUGGGAAUCAACCACCGCCCAGACACGACACACCUCCAUCUUCUUGCAGCUGCUCUUGCGGCGAGAGGAACGAUGCAAGCAGAAUCGUGGGUGGUCAGACGACUGCGGAGAACGAAUUUCCGUGGAUGGCUCGAUUGUCGUACUUCAAUAGGUUCUACUGCGGAGGGAUGUUGAUCAAUGACAGAUACGUGCUGACAGCCGCGCACUGCGUCAAAGGGUUCAUGUGGUUCAUGAUCAAAGUGUCGUUCGGGGAGCACGACAGAUGCAACGAUGCGCGAAAACCUGAAUCCCGAUUCGUCCUGCGAGCGAUCGCAGGCGCCUUCAGUUUCCUCAACUUCGACAACGACAUCGCGCUGCUGCGUCUGAACGAUAGGGUGCCGAUCACCGACAAGAUCAAGCCGAUCUGUCUUCCGAGCGUCAAGGACAACCUGUACGUGGGAACGAAAGCUGUGGCAGCAGGUUGGGGUACCCUCAAGGAGGAUGGAAAACCUUCGUGCUUCCUGCAGGAAGUCGAGGUGCCGGUGAUCAGCAACGAGGAGUGUCGCGCCACGAAUUACUCAUCGAAAAUGAUAUCGGAUAACAUGAUGUGCGCAGGUUAUCCGAAAGUCGGACAAAAGGACUCGUGUCAAGGAGACAGCGGUGGACCGUUGAUCACCGAGAAGCCGGACAAGAAAUACGAACUUAUCGGUAUCGUAUCCUGGGGCAACGGCUGUGCGAGGCCCGGAUAUCCGGGCGUCUACACGAGGAUCACCAGAUACCUGGAUUGGAUCAUGGAGAACUCUGCGGACGGCUGCUUCUGCCAAGACUGAAAAUGCACGAUUCUUACAACUAUUAUUACUACAACAACUAUUAACAACAACGGUUUUCUAAUUGUCUCUUAAUUAUUGUGAUAUAACUAGGCGUCAUUAUUUCUAAAAAAAAAAACCUAAAAUCCCUAAAACC
This is a messenger RNA of Nicrophorus vespilloides, 1063 nucleotides long. Its product is annotated as venom protease-like. Gene Ontology annotation, biological process: proteolysis. The transcript has 6 exons. The coding region runs from base 1 to 930 and encodes 309 amino acids. Gene Ontology annotation, molecular function: serine-type endopeptidase activity. The record is from RefSeq and is a predicted model, not a curated record. NCBI's taxonomy places the organism in Eukaryota, Metazoa, Arthropoda, Insecta, Coleoptera, Silphidae.